Messenger RNA from Rhincodon typus (whale shark), 3380 nucleotides. Its product is annotated as SRY-box transcription factor 4. The coding region runs from base 299 to 1432 and encodes 377 amino acids. The transcript has a single exon. Lineage: Eukaryota; Metazoa; Chordata; Chondrichthyes; Orectolobiformes; Rhincodontidae. Gene Ontology annotation, molecular function: DNA-binding transcription activator activity, RNA polymerase II-specific; RNA polymerase II cis-regulatory region sequence-specific DNA binding. The record is from RefSeq and is a predicted model, not a curated record. Gene Ontology annotation, biological process: anatomical structure morphogenesis; cell differentiation; positive regulation of transcription by RNA polymerase II.
AAGAAGGGGAAGCGAGUUCGAGUCUGGUUUAAGCAGCAGACACAAGUUUUUUAUAUAACACAGUCUUCCCGCAUGGUCAGAGGGGGAGGAAGGUUGUGCCAAAGUAUAUACACAUUUUAUACAAGAAACUAGGUUCUUCUCUGCGAACGCGAGGAGCAGCUUCUUUUCAAAGCACAGCAGCCUCUGUGAUAACAGGGGGAAAAAAAAGUACAAGCCAACCAAACUGCUACAGUAUAAAAAGCCUUUUUCUUUACCCCUCAGUGCCCUCAAUAUAUAUAAACAAAAAACAAGAGAAAGCAUGGUGCAGCAAACGAACAACGCAGAGAACACGGAAGCAGUGCUUGCCGGAGAGUCGACCGACUCCGGUUCUUCAGAUCUGGGCAUUGCUUGUUCACCCGCGGCGGACUCGGUGGCAUCGGAUGGAGAGAAGACGGACGAGCCGAGCUGGUGUAAGACCGCCAGUGGUCACAUCAAAAGACCCAUGAACGCGUUUAUGGUCUGGUCGCAGAUCGAGAGGAGAAAAAUCAUGGAGCAGUCGCCGGACAUGCACAACGCUGAGAUCUCGAAGCGCUUGGGGAAGCGUUGGAAGUUACUGAAAGACAGUGAUAAGAUCCCUUUCAUCCGUGAAGCCGAAAGAUUGCGACUCAAGCACAUGGCGGACUAUCCAGAUUAUAAAUACAGACCGAGAAAGAAGGCAAAAAGUGCCAGCAGCAAACCCGGAGAGAAAGGCGAAAAGAUCAACACUAAACCCUCAGCUAAAAAGAGCAGUUGCAGCAAUAGUAGCAUUAGCAAACCCAGCAAAACGCACAAGAUCAUCCUGGGUGCGCUCAGCAAGUCUCCGAUCAUUCACCAGCAUCCGCAGUCAGGCACUACUAGCAUAAACACUACCAACCAACAUUCGGUUUACAAAGCGCGGACGAGCCCCGCUUCCAAGCACCUUGUAGAUAAGAAACUGAAAGAGAGGCGGUCGUUCAGGGGCCAGGGCACUACCUCUCCAGCCGCCGUGCCUGCCAGCCCGACCCUCAGUUCUUCAGCCGAGCCCAGCGACCCGGUCAGUUUCUAUGAAGAUCUGGUAAGUGGGAGCAGGGUGCGGGUCCCAGAUUCACCCAAAGACCAACGCAAGCACCCUGGCAAUUUGCGAUCCAUCUCGCCGACCCCCUCCACCUCCCACUCCAGCUCUUCGUCGUCUAUGGCCUCGUCUUCCGACGAAGAAUUUGAGGACGAUCUCAUGGACCUUAGUUCCAGCCCCACUUUCGAGAGCAUGACGCUGGGCAACUUGAGUUCGUCCCUGGAUCGAGAUUUGGAGUUUAAUUUUGAGCAGGAGUCCGCGUCUCACUUUGAGUUCCCAGACUACUGCACGCCAGAGGUGAGCGAAAUGAUUUCAGGCGACUGGCUGGAGUCGAGUAUUUCAAACCUAGUGUUCACGUAUUAGAAAGCGACAAGUGAAAGAAGCGAACUGUUGCUGUUUUAUCUUGGAGGGGGAGAAAAAGGGAUCGUGAAAUAACAUAAUUGUGAUCCAAGUGCUGUAAAACUGCGUGAUUCUAACGUUUGAUCGCAAGUCUUCAGCAAAAUGUAAGAAAAUGUGCCGACGUGUUUUAGGAGCGAUUGAGAUUCCAUUGAAAAUAAAAUGCCCAGUCUCGACUCUGGACUGAAAAGGAAAACCUGAAAUUGAUUUGCACGUACGGGAGGGAACGCGGGCUUCGCAUUAAGGCAGCAGGUUUAAAGCUCUGGCGGUGAAAUGAAAUCGCCAAAAUCAAAUUAUAUUGGUACAGACAAACACGCAAAGUCGGGAGAUCUACAUGCGAAGAGAGUGUUUCAUGAGAAGAAUGGUGGCGUUGGAUUACUGCAUUUCGCUGGGUUCAUACCAUGUUGUGCUGUAUCGUUCCAGAUUCUGUACAGACUUGAACACUUACUAGCGUUAGGGCGAAUCAAAUCAGAUAGAUGGCGCUCUGUAUGAUUCCAACCAAGUCACCAGCUCUUUUACCCCUUAUCACUUAACCCUACUCCAAUCUGCGCUGGACUGUAUUUUCUGGACCAAAAUUCCUUAAAAGUUCCAUGUUCCACAACAAUUUACAACAAACAUGAACUUCUUGUCACCGAUGUUUCAUCCUCGUAUUGUUUUGUUUCCCUUGUAAAUGCAACCAGAAACCAUUUUAUAUGGAUGUAUUUAUACUGGCCAAACAUUUUGACUUUUUUUCGUAGGCCUGUUAAUUACCUGCACCGUUUUAUCUCCUUCACUGAAGGGCUAGAGUUAAACUUUUAAUUUUAUAUUUAAAUGUAGACUUUGACACUUUUAAAACAAAAGACAGAGAAAGAUGAGACGUUUGAUUAUUUUCUCAGUGUAUUUUUGUAAAAAAUAUAAAGGGGGUGUUAAUCGGUGUUUAUUGCUGUUUGGAUUUCCUGAUUAUGAACAAAGAGGUCGAUGCCACAGCGAUGCCUCUUUUUUUUAAUUCCACAUGUUUACACUUCAAUGUGCAGGUUUUGUAGGCUGCGGUUACCUUCAUGUUGGGACUGUAUUUGAUGUUAAAACCUACACUGUCCCUUCCCGCCCACUGUAGCCUUUUUAAAAAAAGAAUGCCAACUUGAUAGUAUUUAAAAUGGAAACCCAUUUGAACGCUUUUACCCAGAAACUGAUGACCAUUCCUUUUAAAAUUUGUAAUGGCUGCAGUCAUCUUCCACGUAUAUAUAAAUAUUAGUAAAAUGUUAAGGGGAGUAGGUGAACCGUGAUUUUGUAAUUGUUACGAUGCUUCUGAAAUUCAGCACCAACACAAACAAAAAGGAUGCUGCAACUUCGCACCAAUUAUGUGGCGCUCCUUAAAUUGCGCUCAACUACUGGAUAUAAGAUGUUGAUUUGAGUCCGCGACACUAUGCUGCGUUUCUCAUGCUGUAAUAAUGAUAAUUAUUAUUAACUUGUCGGCUGAAUAUAUUGUUUUGGCAUGAAGCUAGCAUAUAUAAUUCCGAAAUCAGGUUUAGCUGUUGUGUCUUUUUUGAUGGGGGAGGGGUUUGCAAGAGAAGUGAGAACACCUUUGUACAUUUAAAUCUGUAUUAUAUAAAACACAAGGACUGUGUGUUUCUUCUAUGUGUCCAAACUACCGUGACAGGCACUAAGGUAGCAACCGCGAAAACAAAAAUCUUGGUAGCUGCCCGAUUGUUAGGGGUUCUUAAAAAAUCUUUUAUUUUAAUUAUUUUUAAUUUUUCAUCCAUCCUGUGCAAUAUACUGUGUAUAGUCUGUCAGAUGAUCAUGCCUCAACAAUUUUUUUAAAAGGUCAUGCCAGCUAAUCGUGUCAAGUCACUGCCUGUCAGAUUGUUGAUAUACUCUUGUAAAUAGUCUUUUUUUUCUGAGAGAGAAGGAAAUAAAAUCAGCUGGAACUGAACCCUAA